Naegleria gruberi is the source of this 2454-nucleotide messenger RNA. RefSeq lists its product as uncharacterized. The transcript is spliced from 4 exons. The record is from RefSeq and is a predicted model, not a curated record. Bases 1 to 2454 code for a protein of 817 amino acids. Lineage: Eukaryota; Heterolobosea; Eutetramitea; Acrasida; Naegleriidae.
AUGAAGCGUGGUCACCAUGAAGUUGACAACAUUCUUCCCGAGAUGGAACAAGAUAAUAAGAAAAGUAAAUUGACUAUUCCAGUUAGUACCGUGCGCAAGAUGAACCAUACAGAGGUGGUUGAAAUGAUGAGAAAUGUUGGUCUUGAUGAGAAUACUAUUAAAUGUUUGGACCAAACAUUCACAGGUGCUCUAGUUUUUUUAACCGUAUUAUUCCUUAAAGAUAUCAUGAAAAGAGAAGAAGAACAUGGAUGGUGGAAAGAAGCACUUGAUGAAAUUCUUCCUAGCUGUAACAAUAAUAUGAAGGCUGCAGAGGAAAUAAUUUGUUUGUUAGUCGGACUAUAUGUGCCAAGAGAACAAGAUUUGGGGUGGGUUGAAGCUAAACUCUCUAAGGUUGAUAGGAAUGGAACAAAUUGGGUUAAUGAAUUGUACGAUGAGGCAUUCGAAUAUGUUAAAUCAUUUGAUUCGCAAAGACCAUUAGAACCAAUAGAAGAAUUCAUUGAGAAGAACUUCAAAUCUGAUAAUGUGAAAUACUGCUCUCUCAAUUUGGUUUCACAUGAGACAUUUGCAAGACCACUUCCAAUCAAAUUUGGAACUCUUGCAAAACAUUAUUUACCUUUUAUUCCAUCUCUUCAAAUUGAAUCCAACAAUGAUAAGAUAUUGGAACGAACAAGUUGUAAAACAGUAACAACCAUUAUUGCACCUUCUGGAACAGGGAAAACAUCUUUAAUGAUUAGAAGACUUUGUAAAACAGCAGGGCUUCUAUUGACAGGUACAGCUACAUAUGAACAUGACAGCCACGAAACAACUGAUUCAACAAUAAGAACCUUGAUUAGUUGUUUGAACUCAAGAGUUAAUGCUUUCGGUUACAUUCGACAUGCUGUUCAAAUAUUAUUGAUUUCCAAGUUGACCUAUCUUCUUCUAUUGAUUGAAAAAAGUCAAAAAGAGCCAUCAAUCUUGGAUCCAUUUGAGGGUUCUUUGCUUUCCUUCCUUGCAUUCAACCAAUUUAAUGGAUCAAAUGAUUAUUCUUGUUCAAUAUUCGUCUACCUUUUCCCCCAGUACAAACAUGAAUUCUUUCCACGUUUACAGCUCCUUACAAAAAAUCUCAUUUCAAAAGUGAAAGAGAAAACUAAUUCUUCUGAUUUUGUCAUUUGUGUAGAUGAAGCCAACGUUCUUGAAGAUAAUUAUAAGUAUAUUUCAUCGAAUGGAAAUGAGAAAGGGGCCCUUUGUAAAUUCAUUGAUGAAAUAAUGAGUGUGAACUCACUUGGUUCAAAUAUAAUUGCUGGUACUAGUUUUUCAAUUAAAAUGAAUGAUGUGACUCAAUCUCAUCUCCAGAAAACAGAAUAUCAACAAGAUACAAUCACUCUUUCAGAUUUUGAAUAUUUAGACUAUGAAUCAUUUAACAAAUUCCUUUCCAUGCAUAUUAAGGUAAAAGAAAACUUCAAACAAGAGGAAAAUUUUCCAAUCAGAAUCAGACAAGCUGCCCAGUGUAUGGAAUAUUUCAUUGGUGAUGUCAUGAAAGAACAGUGUGUCAAGAGAGAUUUACAACAAUGUUUUGACGCUAGUACUGACUCAAUAAUUCAAGCAUUGAAAAAAAAAGCAGUAACUCACCAAUAUUCGGAAAGAUAUGGUACCUCCUUCUAUGUCCCUAACAAAGAAAUUGCAGCACAUUUUCUAAUGUCAGGAAUUGCAGGUCCAGUGGGUUCAACUUUACAAAAUGGCUCAGUUGAGUUUAAGACGGUGGAUGUAAUAGGUUUCAAAUUGGCCAAGGAAAUUCUAAGAAUGAAGUCCCUGCCAAGCAUUGAAGAGAUGGACUUGGCAAUUUAUGUUGGACAACAAAUAGUGGAUAGAACAACCUUUGAAAUAGCCUAUUUAAUUGCACUUUCUGCAGUUAAAGGGAAAUUUACAACGUUGUUUAAUUUCAACUCAACAAUCAAUGAGUCUUUGCAACAAAAAUUGAAGACAAUCGACUUUGCAUGCAACAAGGUUUUUACUUGUAAUGGAUUUAAGGAUUAUUGCUUGAAACAACAGUGGAUUACAGCUUCUGAAGACAAAACUGGAGAGGAGUUAUAUUUAGAAUAUGCUGUUCACAAUUGUGAACGUAUCAACAAAAUUCUGUUUAGACCACCUGCAAGUACUGCACAUGAUGAUGGAAUACUUGCAUUGACUGACAAAGAUGGAGAACUUGUUUUUAUUAGAUUUAGUUUGAAAUGUUUAACUGGUAAAGAUUACGGAUACAAAUCAACUCUUCCUGAAUUAAUGUUCAAAGAUAAUUAUCAAAAAAUCUCAUUACCAGAACUUAAUGAAUAUGUUGAUGAGAACCAUAUGAAGAAAAUUGAUAAUUUCCAAAAAUUGUUGGAUCCUUUGCAUUGGUGGGGUAAAUAUAGAGCUGAUUUUCUGAAAUUAUCCCUAAACAGGACACUUUCAGUCAUUCUCCACCCAGAUUUGAAUCUAUAA